Messenger RNA from Oncorhynchus kisutch (coho salmon), 5246 nucleotides. RefSeq names its product rho GTPase-activating protein gacJ. The transcript is spliced from 10 exons. Lineage: Eukaryota; Metazoa; Chordata; Actinopteri; Salmoniformes; Salmonidae. The record is from RefSeq and is a predicted model, not a curated record. Bases 114 to 1103 code for a protein of 329 amino acids.
CUGAGAGGGAUGCACUAGACUGCACUGCAUUUCCUCACUCUGUUAGUGACACAGUCUACAAGCAGGCUACUAGAGUGACAAGGAAAGAGAACUACACACAAGGGUUACUCAAAAUGGACAAAAUGCAGUUGACUUUUCCCUGUCUGACUGUCCUUUUGGGUCUCGUCCUGGCUUCUACCACCACAGCCCAGACACAGCCAGUCAAUCCCACUGUAACCCAGCCCACCUCAGCCUCCAACUCAGCCAACAAAACAGCCACUCCAAGACAUACCACGACUGUAGACAACAAUAAUUUAACAUUAUUCGCCAUAAACCCAAACCUUACUGAUCUCAUUUUUGAUAACGUCCCUAUAACCAAUUCCACCGGGCGGCCUAACCACACGGUAACCACACCACUGAAGACCAGUUCAGAUGCCUCUCCAGGACAGACAUCCUGGCCCUCACCAAUGGACGUCUCUACAUCAAAGCCCCCAGCAGAGGCCAGCAGCACAACUGAUAGCACUUCUGCUACUAGCACCACCAAGAAUAGAAGUUCGGCGGGAACUGCUCAACCAAAACCCUCUGCGAGAAAAUCGCCCCACAUUGGAUUGAUCAUCUUUAUUGUGAUCAUCAUCACUGCCUGUGUGCUUGGAGCAACAUGCUUCUUUACUAAGAAGACAUCAAGGAGGUACUCCGUAGAUCUCCGAGACAGGCAUGAGGAUCUGCCUCUGAGUGCUGCGGAUCACGACGCCGUGUUUGACAACUCCUCAACACAGAAGGGGAUGGACACCUUUACCGCCGUGGAUCUCAACAGCACCGAGGUCCUGGUUAAGGGAAGUGAGGGAGAAAGAGCAGAUAGUGAGAAAAUCUCUGACUACCCACCGCCUGCCAGCCCUGUGGACAAACCUGAUGAUGGGGCCCCUGGAGAUGUGGCCCCUGAGGCCCCAGUGGGGGAGACUGAUGACGAGAACACUGUCUCCAAUAAGACCUCAGUGGAGUCAGUGGAGGCCAACGAGAGCAACAACAACAACACCAGCAUCACCGCCAGGAUCGCUUCAACAACUCCAAGAGGACGGGCCAUGACCAGCAGCUUCUCUGAGGUUCCUCUGGACAACCCGGCCUAAAAGAGAUCCUCCUUUAUCUGCAGCCCCUUCACAACCACGCCGGUGUCCCCAUCCAACAAAAUGGUUUGUUUUAGCAUUCCUGUCCACUCCUCCUGGGUCGAACCUACUCUCCGGGCCUCUGGGCCUACUGUGAUCAGAGACUUGGUGAAAGAUGGACAUUCACCUGCUGGUAUCGCCUCAAGCAUCAGCUCCAACCUCCAACAUUCCUUCCUCAGGCCCAAACUGACGAGUCACACCACGGCUUAAUAUGCCUGUGUCUUUCAGUGUGUUAGUCAUCUCAGUUGGGGGACUUUUCUCCCCACUCUCCAGGUGUAAGAACAGUUUACUUUAAAUGAACGCUUUACGUAUGUUACACUGCGGCCACUAUUGCUACAUUUUGAUGUGUGUUUAUGGUGGUUUUAAAAUUGGAGAAUGUUUGAUAGUGAAAUGUUACUAGUUGAGAAAUAGUAAGGCAAGUUGACGCAGGGCUGUGCAUAUUCAUGACUGAUGAAUUUGGCUUUUGUUGUUGUUAAUGUAAUGCACUAUGCUUAUAUUGCACAUAAACCUAUUAGAAGAAACACUGUACAUUUAAAUGAACUUGCGGUCGUGUUCUUCCUCAGCAAGCUUUCACAUUGAUAUUAACAACUGCAUACUAAAUAUGUAGUGAAUCGCUGCAUUGCUUUGACCUAAAAGACAUUAUGAUUAGCUAUUAAACUUUGCAGCACUUAACCUUUCAGUUGUUAAUCUGUCAGAUCAAUCAGGUUUUGCGUCCCUAGUUAUUUUCUCUCAUCGGUUAUUUUGCUGUUUUUACAUGCCCAUACUAAUAGGUAGGUAAUUAGCUUAGGCACAUGCAUUGCCCUUUCAUUCAAAGUGUUUCCAAAAACGUCUUUAUGGAAACGUCUUCUGACAAAAUGGACAAUUACAGUUCUGUUGUAUUCUACCAUGCAGUGUAGGAAUAUUGAUUGCAUGGAACAGGUAGUUUAGAGGAGACAGUUGUGAUGACGAGUGGACGUUUCCAAAAGGCAAGAUCUGCUUUACUGCACGCUGUAAAAGCCCAGAGGAGAUGGAAAGAGCGGUGAUAAAUUGUAAUGUUUGAAACUUUCCCUCUGUGAUGUCAUAAAGCAAUAAUAAAACAGGUAUAUAGUAAGUUUAGGACAGAAAGGAUUUCGGAUUUCACUUAGUUUCCACCUGUUUUUAGAAGGGGGUAAAGGUGAAGGUAGUAAACAGGUUUAUGCAGGUUUUAGGUAAUGAGACUGAAAACCGGUUGAGGUUUUGGUUUAUUACUAUCCGUUAACAAAAUGAUAGGUGGAAACUUACCUCCGCUACAGUUCAAACACUUGACUCCUAGGCCUUACUACAAUGUGAGCAAUCUAAUCAAUUGUAAUCACUACUUUUGUAACCCAGCAUUUGAGCUCUUGUUCAGAGACCAGAUUGAGGAGGUGGUAGUCUCUCGCUGGACUCGGUUAGCCUUAGUAGCAUUUUCCCCAGAGUCACUAAAUCCCCAGUGGAAUGUCAAGCCUUUCAGUGACUAGGUUUCUCCUUCACUAUAGUAACUGCCUAACUGGGGGUUCUCUCCACACAGAUGCCUAUCUGUUCCUAUAUGGCUCAACUUUAGCUCAGUUUAGCCCAGCCACUUUACAGAGCUGUGCGAGAGCUCACCUGUCCUGCAAUAUGCAAUCAGACCCUUAGUAAUCACAUAAGCUCUGCAAUAUGCAAUCAGCCUCUUAGUAAUCACAUAAAGCUGUUCUCUGUUACCUGGUCUCCUUUUUAUUGCAUGCAUUUGAGAUUACCGGGGGGGUCACAUUUGAAAGUGCAACGGCAGGAUAUAAGAGCUGUGAGGAUGAGACACUCCUAUAGCAUGGUCGGUUUUCAUUGAUUUCGUCAUGUACUAUAGACUGCACACCAUCCAUAUCCAAUGAACACCUGUGAGCUGCCUUCAAUUCGUAUUUGGAUAUGUAGGAGUUUUAUGUAUGAAAUCUGUACACUCAGCUUUUUGUCAAUCUAAAAGUUAAUCUAGUCUAAGUCAUCAAGGGCUUUUUAAGGAGUUGUACCACCUCAACUCCACGGUCUUCACACCUAGGGGGCAUACACCGGUUCGAAGAAUCCAUAAAAGGGUCAUCAUAAAUCAAUUCAAUAGUUGUUUUUUUUUUUUUUUUCCCAUGUCCGGUAUCCUGUCCCGCAAACAGAUGUUUCAGCACAGGUGUCAAAGGUCAAAGGCCACGUAAACAUGGUCAAAGCAGAAGGCAAGGCAGGGGAUUACAGGUGACGAGAGCCAGGACAGUGGUGUCACAGAAUGACUAAGGACACAACUAUCCAGGAAAAUUCAGCCAGGUAGAAAUAUAGAUGGAGAAAACUGAGGAGGAAGUUAAAAAGCCCUGAAAGGUGGCUCAGUGUGAUCUCCCCCAUCGUGACGCUCCCAUCGAUUACAAAGCAGGAUUAGCAAAGGUUGAAGCUAAGUGCUUUUCAGAUGAAUAACUGUUCUGCACAACAAAAUGAAUCAUUUGAAUCGUGAGUGACCCACUGACUUCAUGCUGACUUCCACGUUGUUUUCUUUGUGUUCUUUAGGCUGAAGAAAAAACGUGAAGUAAAAGGUCAAGUCAUCGGAAACGCCUGAAAACAAAGUAUUUCUUUCAAUUCAUAUUAUAUAGGCUAGUUGAUUAAGUUGAUGUUUUCUCUGUCUAUAAACAAUGUAACUAUUGUUGUCUUUUAUAUCUCAGGAAUGGAAAUGCUAAUUUAAAUUUCACUUUUAUUAUUUACUUUUAUUAUACUGUAUUUUUGUUAUCGUAGCCUUCGGAGUUAAUACGCCUAAUUUUGAUUCAUUCAUUUAAAUUCUAAACAUAUGCCCUGCGUCACAGGGUCCAUGUCUCUUGUGUGUGUGUAUAUAGUAUAGAUAGGAAUGUAUGUCUUUAGGGAAUUAGUAGCAGUGUCAGAAUGUGUUCAUGUUGUUAUUCUGAUUUACUUAAGAUUUAUACCAUGGCAUUGUUAAAUACUGAUUUCUGAUUGGCUUGAAGGGCAUUCUAGAAAGCUGCCUUAUUUAUUUACAUAAACUCAUAUGAAGUCAUAUGAAAUGUGAGGUCAUGUAUGAACUUAAAAUUGUUAACAUCUCUGUUUCCAAGAUACAUUUUUGGGGAGAUCAGUUUCAAAUCUUUAUGCAGAUUUUUCACAUUCCCCCUCAAGCUAUAUUGUCAAUUCAUUUGUCUUUUUGAAAAAAAUGGCAAUACUUCCAUCGUCAUGUUCUGUAUAUUUUAUUUGCAUGGAUUUGAUUACAUCCUUUUUGGAUGUUUUUGAUGUAAGUAGCUAGAUAAAUGUAGUGAAUGUGUCACAAUAUGUCUGUUAUUGGGCGAUCUAAAUCCUACUCAGCGUGAAGCUUGUGUUUUAUUAAUGUUCUUCAACUUCCCCUCGUGUCAUCUGGGCCUCAUUCAGGAGCCAAACGUUGUGGAAACCCUUCAGAUAGAAAUGUCCUGAUUAGAGCUGACGUGAUUCCUGAUUCCGCAUCUCACAGAGGCAUGUCUAUUCUGCAAAAUAUAUUUCUGAACUUUUCACAAUGUUGAGCCCUGCUAAAUGCAGCACUGGUCCCCAACAUACAGUGAACUGGACCCUGCUAUUGCGAGGCCACCUGUUAAUAACCUCAUGAAUUAGAAACCAGGCUAUCAAGCCAAUCCACUGCAUCUCCAUCCAAGACGACAUCCUAAAAGGCUUAUGGGUGGAUUGCUCUGGAUGAUGCUAAUAGCAGCAGAUAUGCUAUAAUUUACACGUAGUAAAACACAACAACUAAAAAGAGAGGAAAGGGAGGCCAGGGCUAGAUACAGUCCAAGCCAAGAAGAUAGCAGUGUUGGUUCGUGAUCCAGGGGAAAUGAAAGUGAUACUGUGAUAUAGCCUAGCUAUGACGGAUAGGAAAGAAACAGCUGGGAGAGGUGGGAUACAGGAGAGAACUCCUAACUGUUUCCUUUACAGGAUAGUUUCUCCUCUUUCUACACACUCAUUCACAAACAUCCCAAUGUAGUGUGUGAAAUUCUACUUCCUUUUUUCAUGCAUCAAGUAGGAAAUCUUGACACAAAUAAAAUGUAAAAAGCUAAGAAGUCCAGAAGACGUUUCCAUAAAUAAUGCUCUGUCUAGAACAACUGUUUCUCUUGUUUGUACAUUUUAAUAAAUCUAUCAAAAACA